This is a messenger RNA of Boeremia exigua, 1183 nucleotides long. RefSeq lists its product as uncharacterized. The record is from RefSeq and is a predicted model, not a curated record. Lineage: Eukaryota; Fungi; Ascomycota; Dothideomycetes; Pleosporales; Didymellaceae. The transcript has 2 exons. The coding region runs from base 239 to 997 and encodes 252 amino acids.
CGACUGCUAACACGAAAAAUUCAUCAACUCUAUCAUGGUUGCCUUGGACACAUAAUUUGGAAAGAAGUUGGAAGAAAAUAAUGAAUUCAUAUAUAAAGCGCUCGACCUUCAAGACUUAGCACCAAACUUGAGACGGACUUUUCACUUCGUACUUGCUCUUCCACCGUGUAACCGACAGCUACACCUCUUUGCAGAGAACACCAACACACUACUUCAUUAUAUCAACAAGUCAAUCACUAUGUCUCUCAUAAUCAAAUCCACCGGCUCUGGCGUCUAUACCCGCCCUGUUAUAAGCGAGCAAAAGAGCCCGCUCCUUCGCUUGCCUACCGAGCUCCGCUUUCAGAUCUGCAGCUACAUGUCGCUCUCGCCGGACACCGUCGAGUGGAACGGAGCCUUUUUCUCCUGUCGACUACUGCACAACGACAUGAUCAACGAGUUGCGACCAGCACGUGAGAUGCAGAGAUUUCUGCAGGCGGAGACCAUGCGGAUUUCGCUUGAGCCUCAGGCCGUCCAGCCUGAACUUGCAGACUGCCCUCACAAGCUGUCAUAUGGACUCCCCAGCCCGCUCUUUGGCUGGAUCCGUAACGUGACGGUACAUGUGCCUGUAGUGAAUGGUUGGUUGGACACAAUGCACAACGUGUACCCGCUUUACCUUGACGAACUCCGCCUCAUACUCGUCAAGAGCAAAGAGCAGGGGAAUCGCGGGAUCCGACUACCAUAUCAUGACCUCAAGUCAGCGAAUCCUCCAUAUUUGUUGGAUGAAUUUCGCCCUGCCGAGAUCACGGUGAACUGCAAGAAAAUCACGAUGACGCUCGACGUGCCAGCCAACCCUCGGAGGAAGAAGAUUAGCUACGAGCUUCAAGUUCCUCACGCAGAAGUCACGUAUCUCUUCACGAUUGUGCAGACUAAGAAGAGGCAGCAGGUUGAGCGUUCAUAUACGUUCAAGGAUCGCUUUACGCUGCCGGCUUACGACCCGUACAACUUGACAGGGGUCUAAACGGAAUGCUAUGCAGGGGACUAAAUUGUUUCGAGCAGUCAAUUGGUGGUGGUAAUAUUUUUGUCCCUGAUAAGACACUAAACUUUCAGUUUACAGUAAGCUUACGGGUAGUCUGUUCUUGUAAAGUGCGACAGAUCUCAGUUACUUACAGAUACCAUAAAUCCAAGAAAAAAACAUUAGAACAUU